This is a messenger RNA of Mytilus trossulus (common blue mussel), 1007 nucleotides long. RefSeq lists its product as uncharacterized. Bases 81 to 740 code for a protein of 219 amino acids. Gene Ontology annotation, cellular component: membrane. The transcript is spliced from 3 exons. NCBI's taxonomy places the organism in Eukaryota, Metazoa, Mollusca, Bivalvia, Mytilida, Mytilidae. The record is from RefSeq and is a predicted model, not a curated record.
UUGAGUUUAUUUCUUAGUAUUAUUUGAUGAAACAGCAAAUAAAGAAGUACAUUAAAACACUAUAAUUUUCAAAUAUCAAUAUGAAAAUUCUUGUACCAAUUGUUUUAGGAAUAGCUGCUUCAGUGUUGAUUACAAUUGCAGCAUGUAUUCCAGGUUGGAUGGUAAAGGAAUACAAAACCUCGGGAUACCAUGUUUAUAUAGGAUUGUUUUAUGGAUUAACCUGUGCAGAUUCUUGUACAGUCAACCAGUUCAGUGAAAUAUACCAUUACAAAAAGGGAAUUGACCUUUUUUGGAUGUUGGAGUUUCAUGUAGAAGUUUUACUAAGUAUAAUUAUAUCAGUUAUAAGCGUGAUAGUACUGGUUCUAGAUGCAAGACACAAUUGGCCACACAAGCGUCUGGUUACUGCGAUAAUCAUGUUUGUGAUAGCAGGUGUUUUAGUAUUGAUUGGCUGUGGUAGAAUUCUGUAUGCAACAAUUUCAUCAAACUAUCGCAUGAAGACAGUGCAACAAAAUUCAGAUUUCUCUUAUUCCUUUUCCUUUUCAUUAGUUCCCGCCAUGUUAGGAGGAAUAUUACUAAUGAUGGCUGCCUUUAUCGUAUGCAUCAUCCGAAGGAAUAACAAGAACGAAGAUGAUCAAGAAAAAGUAGUUUUUAACGACAUUUGGGAGACAAAAGUUGAUUAUGUACCACGAAAAUCACAGGGCAGUUUGUCAUAUGACACAAAAUCCAGACAUGCAGUGUAACAAUUAAAUGUAGCAUUCAUCUUCAAAUGUCUCCUAAAACACAUGGGUUAUUUAAAAUGUGCACCAUAUUUUUCAAGUUAUUGCGAAUCGAAAGAAAAAAUAUUUUUCCAAUCCUUCUGAAUUCCAUUUUUAAGAAGUAAAUCAUAAAAAAACAACGUUGAUGACGUCACUGGCACAUAACAACAUGAUGUUUAUAUGAGCUUAUAUACACAAAACUUUCCGCCAAUCAGUAGACGUGUUACUUCAAACAUUAAAUUAUAAAAACAA